This is a messenger RNA of Phyllostomus hastatus (greater spear-nosed bat), 444 nucleotides long. RefSeq names its product 60S ribosomal protein L27a-like. Gene Ontology annotation, molecular function: structural constituent of ribosome. The transcript has a single exon. The record is from RefSeq and is a predicted model, not a curated record. Lineage: Eukaryota; Metazoa; Chordata; Mammalia; Chiroptera; Phyllostomidae. Gene Ontology annotation, cellular component: cytosolic large ribosomal subunit. Bases 1 to 444 code for a protein of 147 amino acids.
AUGCCAUCCAGACUGAGGGAGACCCAGAAGCUUCAGGGCCAUGUGAGCCACAGCCAUGGCCACUUGGGAAAGUACAAGAAGCACCUGGGAGGUCAAGGUAAUGCUGGUGGCUUGCAUCAUCACAGGAUCAACUUUGACAAAUAUCGCCCAGGUCACUUUGGGAAAGUUGGUAUGAGGCAUUUCCACUUAAAAAGGAACCAGAGCUUCUGCCCCGCUGUCGACCUGGAUAAACCGUGGACCUUGGUCAGUGAGCAGACAUGGGUAAACACCGUCAAAAACAAGACCGGAGCGGCUCCCGUCAUUGAUGUGGUACGAUCGGUCUACUCCAAAGUUCUGGGGAAGGGAACGCUCCCCAAAUGGCCUGUCCUUGUGAAGGCCACAUUCUUCAGCAGAAGAGCUGAGAAGAUUAAGAGUGUUGGUGGGGCCUGUGUGCCGGUAGCUUGA